AUGCGGUGCACUCCGCCUUCAAGGCUUGCGCGCGCAUACAGGCUCCCUUCACGAACGCCAUCCGCUGCCGUCCCGGCUGUCCGUUACGGCGUCCGCAGGUUCGCGAAAGUACAACAGCCCGAGGCAGCAGAAUGGUUCAGCGCAUCGACCCCCAGCCCACUGCCGCCCGAACACAAGGGCGAGGAUGGAAAGCCUCCGGAUGAGCGGACCCUGAAGCUUGGAAAGACAAUCCGAGUCCUUCACGAGCGUCUGCCAACCCUCCUAGCAUCUCCACUGCCACAGGAAAUCCUGUCGCCGCAGAUUACCCUCCAUUUGUUUCCCUCCACACACCCCCAUCUUCCCACCGUCAGCGGGCGGAUCGCAUACACGGCAGCACUAUGGACAGCACCCGUGGCGUGGGGACGUGUUCCGGUGGUAGGAAACGUCAAGCUCGAGAUACUGUCGGAGCGCAUGAUGCGCAACGGCUGCGGCAGCACAUCCGGCAAGGCGCAUGAGAAGUUGAUCGUCAAAUGGAGGACGUGUGGUAAAACAAAGGGCAAAGGCGUUGGCGCGUUUUACCGCGGAAUCUCCGGCAGUGAACAGGUUGACAAGAUCACAGAAUUUCUGGGCGGCGAUGCGAGGGACGACGAGGAGUUUGUCGGCUUGUUCAUAUUCGAGUUCGAUGAGGAGGGCCGCAUCCUCACGCACACGAUAGAAAACGUUGAAGAAGGCGGUAACUGGGAUAAGAUGACGCGCGUCAUAAGCGUCACAGAUUGGUUGCUGGGCAAGGCAUGGGGGGCGAAGCAGCCUGCUGGGCUGGCAUUGGGAUUCUGCAAGAACGAGGACUCGUACAAAAGGUCGGCCCACGCCCGGCACUGA
Molecule: messenger RNA, 858 nt
Organism: Lasiodiplodia theobromae
Lineage: Eukaryota; Fungi; Ascomycota; Dothideomycetes; Botryosphaeriales; Botryosphaeriaceae
Product: Tubby
Exons: 2
Coding region: 1-858 (285 amino acids)
Source: RefSeq, a predicted model, not a curated record